Molecule: messenger RNA, 1301 nt
Organism: Lolium perenne
Lineage: Eukaryota; Viridiplantae; Streptophyta; Magnoliopsida; Poales; Poaceae
Product: protein RGF1 INDUCIBLE TRANSCRIPTION FACTOR 1
Source: RefSeq, a predicted model, not a curated record
AGCCGCGGCGCACGUGAGCGGCCACGGAAACGGAGAGAGCGGAGAAGGCAACGCGCAACAAUUAACACGCCGCCCAAGGCUAGACAGGGAGUAGCCACCAAACCAAAACACCAAACGCCGCUCUCUACUUCUCCUUCUCCCUCUCCCCCAAACUUUUCCUCCUCCUCCCCCACUCUCUCCGCCGGCCUGCUCCCCCGGGGAAAGAAGGAGAGGCGCGGCGGCAUUGCGGCAUUGCGGAUCGGCGGCGGCGGGCAUGAUGAUGCGGCGGGUGGCGCCGCCGGAGGCGGCCGACGAGAGCGCGGCGGCGGGGUCGGGGUCGGCGGGCGGCGUGCCCGGCUGGCUGGAGGCGCUGCUGGGCACCCGCUUCUUCCUCGCCUGCGCCGCGCACCCGGGCUCGCCGCGCAACGAGACCAACAUGUUCUGCAUCGACUGCCGCGCCACGCCCGCCGCAUUCUGCUACUACUGCCGCUCCCACCGCCACGCGUCCCACCGGGUCAUCCAGAUACGGCGCUCCUCCUACCACGACGUGGUGCGCGUCACGGAGGUGGAGGACGUCCUCGACAUCGCCGGCGUGCAGACCUACGUCAUCAACAGCGCCAGGGUCCUCUUCCUCAACGAGCGGCCCCAGCCGCGCGGCGCCGGCGCCGCCGCGGGCAAGGCCGCCGCCUCGCCCUACAACUGCGAGAUCUGCGGACGCGCGCUGCUCGACCCCUUCCGCUUCUGCUCCCUCGGAUGCAAGUUGGUGGACACCAAGAUGCACGGCCACGAGGCGGCCACCGGCAAUGCCGGCGUCGGCGUCAGCGGCGGCGAUGGCGGCGAGGCGGAGGCCGGCGGGAGCAAGCACGGCGCGCGCCCUCAGGGCCGGCGGCGGAAAGGGACGCCCCACCGCGCGCCCUUCGGCUCGUGACAUCCGUCCAAGAUCAAAAGAGGAAACGGCAAUGCCAGGGAUGGGGAGGAAGAGCACGCCAAAAGGAAGAGCUUCUACUCCCUCACAUACCCAGAAAAGAAACAAAAAAAAGAAAAGAAGAAGGAAGAUACUAGCACCGCCCAACUAGAAAGAGAAGCCAACCCAACCACCAUGGAAUGGAAUGGAAGGAGCAAGCGACAUGUCAGUCUCAACCUCUCUCUCGUUUCUCUCUCACACCAUACAAUAGGCCAUACCAGCAUUUGGUACAUGACUCUCUAGCACCUAGUCCUAGAUGCAUUUUUUUGGGGGUGGAUGGAUUAUAUAUUCUUUUUUGUUUUGUUUUGUUACUGCUCAACUGAUUAAUCACAUACUGUAGUGCAUUCUUCUCUCUUCA